This is a messenger RNA of Lepisosteus oculatus (spotted gar), 2959 nucleotides long. It is a transcript of the gene eva1c, whose product is annotated as eva-1 homolog C (C. elegans). The record is from RefSeq and is a predicted model, not a curated record. Gene Ontology annotation, molecular function: carbohydrate binding; heparin binding. Gene Ontology annotation, cellular component: extracellular region. Lineage: Eukaryota; Metazoa; Chordata; Actinopteri; Semionotiformes; Lepisosteidae.
GAAAGAGUCUCUGGCAGCCAUUUAAACACAUGGUAGUAGCAAAUUGUCAUUGAGACCCGGGAUCAUUAAUUUAAAUAGCUGGCAUGUACAGUUAUUUUUUACUGUUUCACUGGAUAUAUUUACCACACGAAAACAACAGCAAACGAAGUUAGUCAAGCGACGUAGAGAGAGAGUCAAGAAUGCUAUCCUGGGCACAACAGAAGCUUUAGCAGCAACCUUCACCCCAGCGAGGAUAAAUUAAUGCCACGCCCACGGUGACGAUUUCAUCCAGCUGUUUUACGACUUCUUUUUUGCUAGAGUCAAAUACGUCUACAUUUGCACUACGCAUUAGAGUGUGUAUUUUUUUUAUUUAAAGCAUAACGGACCCAGGCAAGAACAACCGUGAUAAAUACGCGGUUCUCUUUUCUGCCUUUGCCUGGCUUGACUCCAGCGCAGCAGAAGAUCGUGCUGUGUUUCGGGCGCUUUGACUUGUUGCGCAUGUUGAAUUUCAGCUCAACUGUGCCGAAUCUCGCAGUGUUUUAGGUGCAUCUCGUACUGCAUUGAAAUAAUUACAAUUCUAAAGCAUAGAAGCGAGGACGACGUCGAGUGUAUCCGUUUCCCUCCGUUUAACUGCAAUGAUUUUAACUCCUCUUUCUACUGCCUAGUGGAGAGUGAUAACCUGAUUCUUCCCGCUGUUGGUUUUUGGUAGUCUUAUGCCUUUUCACCUUGCUGAUACUCGUAAAAGAGUGUGAGAACGGUUGCUGUAGCCAGGUGUGAUCAUGAUGUAUCUAAACUAAUACAAGCGGAGAAGAAUUCCCUGGAGUAUGAGGUAUGAUAUUAAAGUGAACUCAUUCAAGACUUGUGGUACCGUAUGCGGACGGUCAGUAAAGUGAACCCACAUCGGAUAUGAAUAAUCCAAUACUUUCUGAAGUAGACCUAUUGAGUCUAUGGAGAAGUAGAACUGCGUGGGUGUUCGGCAUCCGAGUCAUUUUUUUUACUGGAGUCAGGAUAUUUCAGGCUUUGAUAACCUCUGGAAUUUGAAUAUGAUCUCAGGGACUGAGAAUUCACCAUCAUGUACGGCUUUGAUGGGGGCUCGUUUAAGAUCCAGAAGGGGUCUUUCCUUAAUAUAGUUUAUUACAUCUUUCUCGUGUGGACCAAAGAAAUGCACGCUUUAGCAGACUUUUCGGGUUACUUGUCUAGGAUUAUAAAAAGCCAUUCAGUUUACGCCUGCGAUGGGGAGAGCCUGUAUCUCCAAUGUCCGAGACACUCCACCAUCACGGUCCUGUCAGCAUUAUACGGACGCUCUGAACCCGAGCUUUGCCGAAGUCCUGCUUACUCUUUGGAGAGAGCAGGUAACCAAACCUGCUCAUCGUUAACUGCUUUGCAGAAGCUUCUGGAUGAGUGUCAGGGAUAUCGUGCCUGUCAGCUUCUGGUCAGCAACCAUGUUUUUGGACGUGACCCUUGUCCUGGGACACCCAAAUAUCUUCUGGUGUCUUACAAAUGCAAACCAACUGAGCACAAGGCCAAAAUCGCAUGUGAAAAUGAGCAACUGAAACUCCACUGCAAAUCCCCUCGUGUGAUAAACAUCUACUCUGCUGUCUAUGGAAGGCAACUGGAAGAAGACAAUAUCUGCUCUUCACAAGGAAAUUCACCUCUUUUUGAAUGUUUAGACCACAGUGCCGUGCACUUCGUGUCGAAGAUUUGCUACGCCAAACAGAAGUGCGUUAUUUUGGUUGACGACAAACACUUCAGGAACCCAUGCUUCCCAGGAACAAGAAAGUAUCUCAGCAUUGUGUAUGCUUGUGUUCCUUGGAUAUUGCUUAGAGAAGCUGAUCCAAGCGUGUUGAAUCCUACCUCAGCUCCCAAAAAAAAUGAUGGAAAAGGGCUAAUUCUAAAACCCAAAGGAUCAAGGCACCCAGACAACAGCAACAUUAUUGUAAGCAACGCUCUGAUGACAUACGGUUACAUAAAAGAGCAUGCUGAAAGAGCUGCACUGCUGUUCAUUUCCAGCGUGUGCCUGGGGCUGCUGUGUGCUCUCUGCGCCCUGGCAGUGCAGGUGUCCUGUCCGGGGGGCCCGAGAGCUCACCGGCAGCAGAAGAGCCUGGUUGCGGAGGAAGGAGGGAAGGAUGAAGAAGAGUCUGAGGAAGACUCAGAGCACAACAGCUCUACGGUCUCCAGUGUGAGGAAGGGUCUCGGCCCCAGUGAAGCCCAGGACACUGCCGAAGCAGCUGACAUGGCAGAGAGGAUAGCGAGGCGCGACCGAAUCCUGCUAGAGAUCUGGAUGAACACCUGCUUGAAUGGGACCAAAGAUUCAAGCCAGUAUUCCACAGAAAACUGGACACGUGCUCCAUCUCAUUAGACAACAUCUCACUGGCUGCAUUCAGAAUGAAAUAAGAGCACCAGAGUACUCCAAAAGAAUUUCCUUACUCCUCAAGAGACUAUAAAUGCCAUUGCAAAAUCUGAAAUACAGUGAUUAAGAAGGUUAUAUUUUGACUGAACUUAUGUCUGGGGCCACAUCAUAUUGCAUUAAUCACUGUGUACUCUAUCCACCAAAGACUGACUCAAAACAAAUGUUUUUUUUCCAGAUGUGUUUUUCUAAGUCCAUGAAAGCCGAAAGAUCUUUCUGUAUGAGGAAGAGAAACUUUCUAAUAUCUGGGGGGGAGGGAGGAGGUUCUGUUCUGUCGUGGAUGUUCUGCAGGAGACAUUCAGAACAUCCACAGGAAAUCAGUCAUUGGAAUGCUCCUUUCAGGGCCAGAUUCAAUACAGGUCAGCCUAUGGCAGGAAGGCGGCGAUAGCACACACACACAAGUAGCAUUACUUAAUGCUUGAUAAAGUCUCUGCAAAAGCAGGCGGCCAGUGAUCAAGCAUGAACUAUGUUAAUCAUUGUUAACCAUAUGAAACCAGCACAAAUACUAUCCUGCACUUCACUCACAGGGAUAGCAGGUUAUGUGGCAUUAAAGCUGAAAAGAUUUAUAACUAC